This is a messenger RNA of Owenia fusiformis, 2682 nucleotides long. The record is from the annotation of a GenBank genome assembly. Lineage: Eukaryota; Metazoa; Annelida; Polychaeta; Sabellida; Oweniidae.
UCACAACUCACAACUGACGUCGCUGGAACACUAUUAACGUGACAGCUGCUUCAUAUGAUAGCAUACAGUUGCUUCAGCAUGCCCAAGACACACAAGUACAAUGGUCAGAUUCGCAUCAUUACAAUCAUAAAAAUUGAAAGUGCCAGUGUUCAUUGGUAGGAUAGACACUGGAAAUGCUACAGAAGGAUAUUGAUCUUGAGACAAAUUGUAUCAAUAAGUUUAAACGUUUCCACGACUGCGUAUUUGAGAACGUUAAUUCUACGGUCGAGGGAGACACAUCAGGAUUGUAAAGGGAAUAAGCCGAAUGGCUGAAAACGUGGCAAGAUCAUGGUCCAAAAAUGCCACCCAUACACGUUUUGUCAUAUCUGCUGUUGUGGACCCGAGAACAGGUAGAGAACUUUCGCUGAAAGAUGCAGAGCUUCACUCCAUCAUCAGUCAAAAGAAGGGACAGUAUAUGAACCCUGAAACAAAUGAGUAUAUGACGAUCAACGAGGCGAUGGCAAAUGGCCUGAUUCAAGUGGAGGAGGUAACAGAGCAUGACCUUGGAGGCAAGAAUGAAUCAUUUGGAAUCAUGACCAUACGUACAGUUGUUGAGAAUAGACCAUAUUCAAUUAUAGGAGCAGUGGAUGCACUCACUGGCAACACUCUUGAUGUGGAUGAAGCUGUUCAAUGUGGACUGAUAGAUGAGAUAAGCGGCUUCUAUGUUCACCCACUUAAGAAGGAGCAAUACACAUUUGACAAGGCUAUCAGUUUAGGUUUGUUAGUUGUGGAAUACGAUGACUUGGACUCAGCUAACAGACAGGUGAAAACGACAUGUUAUGCGAUACAUCACAUCGUGGACCCCUUACAAAAGAAAACCGUAACCUUCUUAGAAGCAGUGCGCAUGGGUCUACUAGAUAAGAAUACUGCAGAUUAUGUGAACAAAGCUACUGAUGAGAGGAUGUAUGUUGCAGAUGCAAUAGACAGAGGAUUCAUUAAGGCAACCAUUGUGGAAAACCCAAAUGAGAUAGAGCUCAAUCCUCAGAAUGAGAAUAUUGAGAAGAACUUUGGAAAAAUCAAGAAUAAAAUAUGGAGGAUGAGUGCAGUAAAUGCCUUCAAGAGGUACAUUAACGACUUGCCACCAUGUGAAAACCAUAGUUCAACUGAGGUUGAAGAUAGUGAGAAACAACUUGGUUCAACUAAAUAUGUAGAUAGUGAGAAACUGCUUAGUUCAACUGAGACUGUAAAUGUUGAGAAACUACUUGGUUCAACGAAAGAUGUAGAUAGUGAGAAACUGCUUAGUUCAACUAAGACUGCAGAUAUUGCGAAAAUGCUUGGUUCAACUAAAGAUGUAGAUGGUGGGAAACUGCUUAGGUCAACUGAGGCUGAAAAUGGUGAGAAACUGCUUGGUCCAACUAAGAAUGUAAAUGUUGAGAAACUGCUUGGUUCAACUGAGACUGUAGAUGAUGAGGAACUGCUUGGUCCAACUGAUGUUGUAGAUGUUGAGAAACAACUUGGUUCAACUAAGGCUGUAGAUGGUGAGAAACUGAUUGGUUCAACUAAAGCUGUAGAUAUUGAUAAGCUGCUUGGUUCGACUAAGGAUGUAGAUGGUGAGAAACUGCUUGGAUUAGCUGAGCCUGUAGAUGAUUGCCCAACAGCAAGACAGCGUUUAAUGGAAGAUGCUCAUCAAACAUCAGAUGGCAAGCACAGUCGUGUCUCAUCCAGCUCAGAUGAUGAAAUUGACAUUCACCUACAUAAAAAUACUAAAACAGCCAGCAAAACGCCAGGCACUUCCACAACGACAGUUCUUGACACUGUUGCUAGGGAGAUUGCAGAGGCAGAUAAUUACAAGAGAACACUUAUCCGCACGACUAAUAGUGACCCAGGGAUUGCAGUUUUUAAUACUGGAAAGGUUAUUAUGAUCAGUGGCGGUAAUGCGACACAUGAUGUUGCUUUUGACAAUGCUGACGAAGAUAUAGCUCAAACAACAGUUGUAUCCCGUAGUAUGAGCCUCGAGACAUCAUCUCAAGAUCACCAGAAACUUGCUAAACAUGAUGUUAUUCCUACCAAAACAUUAAAGGAAUCGAACGCGAGGGAUACUGUUCUCCCUGCAAAGACUAUGAUUUAUCGACCAAAUGAUCCCAUAGUCAAUAACAUUGUAGCAAACAAUGACAUCUCCACAAUUAAUACAAGUACAUAUGGAAUGCUUGAAUCCAAUGAAAGUCCAACUCUCUUCAACUGACCUGUCUAUUAAGACAGAUGAUAUUACAUCAGCAAGCCCCCAUACAAUAGGGAGAAAAUUUGGUCAUCUUGAAAACCCAGGAGAGUGCUGAAAAUGAUGCGAGACCAACUUGAGACAUACAAAUAUUUUUUUCUAUAUUUAUUCACAGUUAGAUUUUGUUUACAGUAUAAUUGAUCUCAUAGUCCAGUAGUCAGCUAUAUUUAAUACAUUUAUAAAACUUAAAGAUAAAAAAUGGUACAGGGGACACCGUAUUAUAUGAAAAAUAAAAAUAACUUAUAAAUGUGAGCGAUCUUCAGUUUUCUUUCAACUUUUUGUAAACAUCCUGAGUUUUGUCUAUAGUUUGUUAUGUAUACUCCUCAAAGAGUUAAGGAUCAGUAUUUUUCCUCAUAGGUUCACAUGUUAAACCUUAUGUAUCUUUAAACUUUAUUUUCUAAGCCCGAAACGAAAGAAAACUUAUAAUG